Gopherus evgoodei (Goodes thornscrub tortoise) is the source of this 3331-nucleotide messenger RNA. RefSeq names its product receptor-type tyrosine-protein phosphatase U-like. The record is from RefSeq and is a predicted model, not a curated record. Bases 79 to 3189 code for a protein of 1036 amino acids. NCBI's taxonomy places the organism in Eukaryota, Metazoa, Chordata, Testudines, Testudinidae. Gene Ontology annotation, molecular function: protein tyrosine phosphatase activity; protein binding. The transcript is spliced from 22 exons. Gene Ontology annotation, biological process: protein dephosphorylation.
CACGCUGAGCUCACACAGGAGCUGAGCUGAGAGGCAGAACGUGUGGGGCUGAGCUCUGCCCUGGGACCGUCUGGGAACAUGGCCCUGCAGGUGUCAGCUCUGGCCCUUCUCCUGGCCCUUCCGCCGCUGCUGUCUGCCCAGGGAAUGGCACCCAGUCCCAGCCCCACCAAGACUCCAGGCACGUGCAGGAGGGAGGGAGCCUGGACCACGAAGGUGACAUUUCCCCCCGAGCAGACGGAGGUUCGGGUGAACGACACGGUGCUGGUGACGUGCGCCGAGGAGCCUGAAUCCGGCCCGUUCCCUGCAAACUGCACAGCGCUGAAGGACCGUGGGGCAGUCUGGGAUAUCAGUGGAGUCAAGUGCCUCAGGAUGUGCAAUGACUGGGUGAGGCAGGUGGAUUUUGACCUUGCACAGACGGAGUUUGGCGUCGGGGCUGAGGGUCGGGUGACCUGUCGUCAGCAGUUCCAGCAGAACUCGUUCAGUGUGACGUGCAGAGAGACGGAGUCGGGACGCUUCGAGUGGGAUUUGGGUGCACACAAGUGUGUCAGAAAAUGUGAGAUACCCAGAACCUGGGACUCCAGAUUGCAGUUUGCCCCCAAGACGCAGUUCUACGCCCCAGGUGAAUUGGUGACGCUGAGCUGCCCUGCGGGGUAUCGGCCGUCACCGCCUGUGAUCGUAUGUGUCAGAAAUGGGAGCCAGGCUGUCUGGAGUGAGACACCCACCUGCCAGCAGGAAAAGUGUGAAAUAUCCAGAACCUGGGACUCUGGAUUGCAGUUUGCCCACGAGGGGCAGUUCUACGCCCUGGGUGACUCACUGACGUUGAACUGCUCUGAGGGGUAUUGGCCGUCACCGCCUGUGAUCAAAUGUGUCAGAAAUGGGAGCCAGGCUGUCUGGAGUGAGAUACCCGCAUGCCGGGGGGUUUGUACGAUGGCAGGAAACUGGCCCCCGUCAGUCUCUGCUGCCUCUGCACGGACAGAGUUUGCCGUUGGCGAGAGCGUUCUGGUGACCUGUCGCCCGGAGCAGUACGAGGGGAGCCCGGCUUGGGUGCGAUGUACGGAGACGGCUGGGCGCGUGGAGUGGGACACGAGGAAUGUGAGCUGUGUGGAAAAGUGUAAAGCUCCAGACACCCGGGACUCCAGGGUCCGGUUCGCCCUCGAGCAGCAGUUUUACAGCCCAGGGGACUCGGUGACGUGGAGCUGCCCUGUGGGGUACCAGCCCUCGCAGCCUGACAUCAGAUGCACUAGACAGGGGAGCCAAAGUGUCUGGAGCGGGACAGCCGCCUGCGCUGAGGUUUGCACAAGGGCAGGAAACUGGCCCCCGUCGGUCUCUGCUGCCUCCCCACAGACAGAGUUUGCCGUUGGCGAGUGGGUUCAGGUGACCUGUCGCCCAGAGCAGUACGAGGGGAGCCCGGCUUGGGUGCGAUGUACGGAGACGGCUGGGCGCGUGGAGUGGGACACGAGGAAUGUGAGCUGUGUGGAGAAAUGUCCCAGGCCGCAGUGGGACCCCAGACUCCGGUUCGUGCCAGACCAGCCCUUUUAUGGCCAGAAUGAACAUACGACGCUGAGCUGCUCUGGGGGGUUCCAGCCUUCGCUCUCUGUGAUCAGAUGUGUCAGAUGGGGUCAGACCCGGAGUCACUGGAAUGCCUGGUCUGUGUGUGCCUGGGGCGCCUGCCGCCGUAUCACAGAGAACGUUACCUGUGCAGUGACCCCCCGGAUCAUCCCUGGGUCCCUGGAGAUUUCGCCCACCACCAUCAAACUGCACUGGACUUGUGAGCCCCCCAAAUCCUGCCAGGGCAGCUGGAAGAUACGGGCCCAAUGCCAGCUGGAUGGACCCCUGUCAGGCCCCUGCCAGAGACAAAGGCUAACCAGAGAGCAGCUGUUACAGGGACUGGAUGGAACAGUAACAUGCAGCUCCCUGCACCCCUUCACCUCCUACAGAGUCACUAUCUUUGGGGGCUACCCAGCGACCAGACCACCCAGCACUGUCCUUUAUAGACAGCGGGUCACCACGAGUGAAACAGCCCCAGACAAACCCGAGAUUGAGCCGCUGGAUCUCAGCACCAAAACACUCAAGUGGAAGCAGCUGCUGCCCUGCAAAGGGGCGAUCAUCGGGUAUCAGCUGAACAUCACGGCCUGGAGAGAGUACAACAGCGAUUUCCUCGAGGUCAAGGCGCUGCGGGUGAAUCAGUCGGUCACCAAGUACCUGCUGCAUCCCUGGAGACAUGGGACCAACUACACAGUGACAAUCCAGGGCCUCACGGCUGCCGGCCUUGGACAGGCUUCGCACUGGGACUUUGAAACUGACAUCUCUGAGCCAGACAUCCCCACCAACGUCACCGCCCUGAGCAUCUAUAGCAUCUCCCCAUCGAGUGGGACGGCUCUGCUCCCCCUGCAGCCCUUCCCUGAGCUCCAUGGACCCAUCAGGGAGUAUCAGAUCAUUGUAUCUGCGAUGCAGAAUGGCAGCGAAGCAGACACCUGCCGCUCACCAGGUCUGCAGCCAUUCAACUCCAGCCUGGAACGCGACGUGUACCUGGCUGCCGUGCUCCCCGCGCACAACCUCACAGGCCCAACUGACUUCGUGCUGGGCAAUGGGGCCCGUCACUACGGGUACUACAAUGCUCCCCUCCGUCCCCACAGGAACUACACGGCCUUCGUCCGCGUCGUCAGCCGCUGGAAGCAGAUGGAGAAAUCCAGCUGUGUGCGCUAUGACUUCUCCGUUGGAGAGGCCCAGACUCCCCAACCUGGGGGCCUGGUGCUAGCUGUGGCGGUGCCGGUGCUGGUGCUGCUGGCCGCAGGGGCCCUGCUGCUGUGGUUCGUGCUUGCCAGGAAGAAGCCGAACGACGCAAAUGACCACAAGAGCAAUGGGACAAUCCCCCUGAAGAGGAACCGAGGAGGUGCAAGCAGGCUGCGCACGGAGAUCCCGGUGGCUGAACUGCUGGAGUCUCUGAAGCGGUUUAAGAGAGCGGAAAUGGAGGAGGAGGAGGGAGCAGAGGACGACGCAAAUCCCGAACGGCCCCCAGCGGGGCGCAAUGCGGAGUACCAGACGAUCACUGCCGUGUGGUGCUGCAGUCCGCCAGCCCGGGAGCUGAUUACAUCAAUGCCAGCUACGUCGAUAGCUACAGGAGCCCCUGCUUCUUCAUCGCUGCUCAGGGCCCGCUGCCUGGCACCGUGGUGGAUUUCUGGCAGAUGAUCUGGCAGGAGAAGACCUUGGCCAUUGUGAUGUUAACGGGCUUGGUGGAGCAGAACAAGACCAAGUGUGAGCAGUACUGGCCGGAGGACAAGCAGGUGUACGGGGACUUCACGGUGACACUCAGCAACACCUGGACAACCAC